GCGCGUAACCCGUGAAGAGGCGGGUUUUGGUGUGGCGCGUGGGAUUCGAUUCGACCGGAGAACUGCGCCGUCAGCCCGCGCGCGCGGCGGGAGAUGGCUGGCUCCGGGGCGCUGCUGCGCCAGUGCCCGCUGCUCCUGCCUCAGAACCGCGAGGGGACCGUCUACGAGGGGUUUGUCACCGUGCAGGAUAGAGACUUCCAUAUAAGGAUACUGUUACCAUCAGAUUUUCAGCUUAAAAAUGCAAGGAUACACUGUAGCUGGAGUCUAAAGAAGGUAUUGCAUGGGUAUCACCAGAUUGUGAAACAGAGGUUGCAACACUGUUCUGAUCUGGUCAGUUUUAUGGUGGAGCUUAAAACUAUUUUGGAAGCUGCUUUAAAGAAUACACAAGAGCUGCAUGAACCCCCGCCUCCAGAAUACUACUCAUACCUUGUCAGAGAUAUAGAAACAUUGGGUUGGAAUAAAGUCGUAUAUGUAGAUACUGGUCUUAAUACCAUCAAGCUAAAAGGAGAAGACUCGUGUGGUCGACAGCAUCUAAUCACACUGAAGUUAAUUGCAAAGUAUCCUGCAGAACCGCCAGAUUGCUGUGUAGACUUCCCUGUUGAAUUUGCUAUCUCUUGGAUUCCACAGAGCUCCUUAGUAGACAUUUAUAACCAGUUCUUGGCAGCGUUAGAAUCACUGAAAGAAUUCUGGAAUGCUAUGGAUGAAAUUGAUGAGAAGACUUGGGUACUUGAGCCAGAAAACCCCACACGGAGUGCCACAAUGAGAAGAAUUGCACUAGGAAACAAUGUUUCCAUAAACUUAGAGGUAGAUCCCAGGCAUCCAACUAUGCUUCCUGAGUGUUACUUUCUUGGAGCAGACCAUGUGGUAAAUCCUCUGAGAACUAAGCUGAACAACAACAUGCACUUGUGGGAUCCAGAUAUCACCCUACUACAAAAUUUGAAAGAAGUUUUAGAAACCGAUUUUCCUUCUCGUGCUGUGCUAGAAAAGACUGACUUCACUAUGGACUGUGGUAUCUGUUAUGCUUACCGACUUGAUGGUGCUAUUCCAGACCAAGUGUGUGGUGAUUCCCGAUGUGGACAACCUUUCCAUCAGGCUUGCUUGUUUGAGUGGUUACAAGGUCUUCCUUCUAGCAGACAAAGUUUUAAUGUCAUCUUUGGUGAAUGUCCAUAUUGUAAUAAGGUGCCGUAUCUGAGACACUGGGGAUCAGAUUUGCAGACAUGCGGACAACUGCAGCUCAAGUCAAUGAAAGCUGUGCACAGAAUGUGUUAUAAAAUGUUACGGAAUGCUAAACUCCCUGAAAAAAAAUCAAGCUCCAGUUGUCUCAAGUUGGGCACCCAAAAUCCAUGGACAUUUGAAAAUUCUGGCCUUAAUCUCUCUCUGCUUCAGUUUCUGAUUUUAAAACAGGAUAAUACUUCCCUAUUUCACAGGCAUGUCAGGAAAAUAUUCAUUUCUUUAAUGUUUGUGAAUCACUCAGAUUCUAAGGAAUGUAAUACUUCUGUAUUCAGAGCGGGGUUUGAAAAGUGUGCAGGAUAUAUGGCAUGGGAGCACAAACUGAACAAUGAAGAUGAAAAGAAAUACUACACAGCUGCCCAUUCAGGGAGCACCAUCCAUCCUAUGAGCGCUGAAUGAGGCUGGGGGUUCUGUUGAAAAAAAAAAAUAGUAUUUGAUCAUGUAAUUAAAGACUGUGUCAUGACAAAUGCACAAGGGGACCGAAUUAAGGUUGCACAGACCAUCAU
Molecule: messenger RNA, 1736 nt
Organism: Malaclemys terrapin pileata
Lineage: Eukaryota; Metazoa; Chordata; Testudines; Emydidae
Gene: FANCL
Product: FA complementation group L
Exons: 14
Coding region: 94-1629 (511 amino acids)
Biological process (GO): interstrand cross-link repair; protein monoubiquitination
Cellular component (GO): Fanconi anaemia nuclear complex; nucleus
Molecular function (GO): ubiquitin protein ligase activity
Source: RefSeq, a predicted model, not a curated record